CUGUUCUUGCUUGUGGUUACGUUAAUUUAUUUUCCAUUUCCAUCACGAGUCUGUUUGAUUUAUCCUUUCUUUUUACUGUCUGAGAUGAAAUUAGUUGAAGGUUGAUCAGUGCUGUGCCUAUGGCUUUUUUGGGGGAAGGGUAUUGUAUUUCUCGUCGCUUUAUUCGUUUGUUUUUUUAAUCAUGUUUGGAUUCCUUUUGGACAAUUGGACUUCGGCCGACGUUGUUGGAUAUUGAAAUUGAAAUAGCAGCGAUUAAAGAUGACGUAGUUGAGAAGAAAUUCAGUCAUUUUUCAUGGUUUCAUUGGGACAAGUGAUUUGCAACAUUGAAGAGACAUUUUACUCGAUGGUUAAGCUGCGGAAUAUCAUAUGUAGAGAGGAGGCCAACAGUGGGAUGCUUGUCCAAGAUCCAACAAAGGGUAAUGAUGUCGAUUCACUUUUCAAUCAAGCUAGGCAAAUGGGAGCUGUGGAAGGCCCUAUUGAUCAUGCCCGUUCAUCUUCAAGCUCAAGCAGCUUUACCGGAACUGGUAGGUUACUUACAGGAGAAACUGUACGUUCUGCACCUGAUCAGCCUGAGAACAUUGUUCACAAUAUUGUAUUCUGGAGUAAUGGCUUUACCGUAAACGAUGGCCCUUUGAGGAGGUUGGAUGAUCCUGAAAAUGCAACCUUUCUGGAGAGCAUCAGAAAAUCUGAGUGCCCCAGAGAACUCGAACCUGCUGAUAGGAGGUCCUCCGUUCAUGUGAAUUUGAUUAGGAGGAUGGAGGAGUAUCGUGAACCAGAGAAGCCACGUCUUCCAUUUCAAGGUGUGGGAAGAACUCUUGGAGAUAGCGGGCCAGCUCAAGCAGCAACCCAACCAACUGCUACUCCCACUGAUGUCAAUGGCAAUCCAAGCCCUUCUGCAGGCCUGAUCGUGGACGAAUCGUUGCCAUCAACCUCGAUUCAGCUUAGGUUGGCUGAUGGAACACGCAUGAUAGCUCAUUUCAAUUACCAUCACACAGUAGGCGAUGUUCGUGCUUUCAUCGACGCGUCUAGGCCAGGGGGUGCCAGGAAUUAUCAGCUGCAGUUGAUGGGGUUCCCUCCAAAGCUUCUUAGCGACGUGGGUCAGACAAUACAGCAGGCUGGUCUUGCCAAUUCUGUUGUCAUCCAGAAGUUUUAGCAACAAGCUUUUACGCAUUGAAGUUGUUCAAAGAUUGGGAAAAUUUGUGAUGUAUAUUCGAUUCGAAGUAGUCAAGAUCGUUUGAAUAUCGUCAGUGUUGCAGUCCUUAGAGAGAGGAUACUUGAGUUCAUGUUCUGCCUCAGAGACUUGGAAGUCAUUUUCUGCUAUUAGUUACUGCAAAAAUUCGUCUUUUAGAACUAUAUAUUUUUCAGCUUGCAUUUCUGUCUAGGAGUGUUGUCGGGGUGUGGAUGCGAACGUUCCUGCAAAUUUUGCGGGGAUCGGGUUGGAGAUUCUCCACAGCGAUCAAGCUCCUACGUGAAAUUAUUCCCCAUUAUUUUUCUUUUAA
This is a messenger RNA of Momordica charantia (bitter melon), 1499 nucleotides long. Lineage: Eukaryota; Viridiplantae; Streptophyta; Magnoliopsida; Cucurbitales; Cucurbitaceae. The record is from RefSeq and is a predicted model, not a curated record.